Messenger RNA from Panicum virgatum (switchgrass), 996 nucleotides. Its product is annotated as B-box zinc finger protein 23-like. Gene Ontology annotation, cellular component: nucleus. Gene Ontology annotation, biological process: photomorphogenesis; regulation of DNA-templated transcription. The record is from RefSeq and is a predicted model, not a curated record. The transcript is spliced from 2 exons. The coding region runs from base 235 to 840 and encodes 201 amino acids. Gene Ontology annotation, molecular function: zinc ion binding. Lineage: Eukaryota; Viridiplantae; Streptophyta; Magnoliopsida; Poales; Poaceae.
AAAGGCAUCCAUAAACGUGCACAACCGUAGAGACCACACGAUGUCCACAAGGGACGGGAGCAAAGCGAGUACCAGAAAGUGUCGGGCACACAUAGGGGAGAUAUUUUCAGGACGAGCUUUAUUUUCCACCUACACGAAACGAUCGAGCAGCAGCUGCUUCAGGUAAUCAAGUUUUCUCCAGCGGCUUCCUCCGUUCAUCCGCCGCCGGCCGGCCAUCAGCACCAGCGCGCAGACAUGAAGAUCGGGUGCGACGCGUGCGGGCGGGCGGAGGCGGCGGUGCUGUGCUGCGCCGACGAGGCCGCGCUCUGCCGCCGCUGCGACGCCGCCGUCCACUCCGCCAACAGGCUCGCCGGCAGGCACAGCCGCGUCGCGCUGCUCCCGUCCACCGCCAUCGUCGACGGCAGCGGCAGCCACCCAACCUGUGACAUCUGCCAGGAGAAGACGGGCUACUUCUUCUGCCUGGAGGACCGCGCCCUGCUGUGCCGGCCCUGCGACGUCGCCGUCCACGCCGCCGGCGCCCACGUCGCGUCCCACCGGCGCUUCCUCAUCACCGGCGUCCGCGUCGGCGGCGGCGUCGGCGCCGUGAGCCCAAGCACCAGCAGCGGCAACGGGAGCAGCAGCGCUCCCAGCAGCUCCGGCAACCCGAGGACCAUGCCCGACAAGGCGCGGCCAUCGACGUCGGCCAGCGCGGCGGCGGCGACAGAGGGCCUUGGCGGUCAGCAGUGGCCGUGGAGUGAUUUCUUGGCGGACGACGUUGGCGUCGGGAUGGACCAUCUCCAUCCGGACCUGUGCUGCCCUGCCGAGAUCUCCGAACCUGGCUCCUCCAGCCUGACGGGAUGACAUGUAUGUUCACUGUUCAGAGAUCACUAAGCUGAUAAUAAUCCAUGGCAUCAACUGACCCAACAAAUAAAUUGUUAGCUUUAGCGUCCUGUGGACCAUGUACUUGAAACAACAGAUUAACAGAGCAUCGGGCAAUCAAAUUGCGGUGUCAAUGUA